Molecule: messenger RNA, 905 nt
Organism: Periophthalmus magnuspinnatus
Lineage: Eukaryota; Metazoa; Chordata; Actinopteri; Gobiiformes; Gobiidae
Product: GTP-binding protein Rhes-like
Exons: 1
Coding region: 229-855 (208 amino acids)
Molecular function (GO): GTPase activity; GTP binding
Source: RefSeq, a predicted model, not a curated record
CACUGGUUGCCUGGAGACUCCACUUCAACAGCCUGCCUGCUCCUGAUUGGCUGAAACGGAGAGAGGGACAAGCCCCGAGACGCGAUAAAAGGCAGAGGAGAAGAGGAGGAAAGAGGAGAGGAAAGAGGAGACUUCAGAACAAGCAGAAACAUGCCUGAGGAAAGAGUGUAAGCAGACAGCAUUUAAACCCCUUAAAAAGCCCCAGAGUGUGGCUUUACCCGCAGCAGCAUGUCUUUGGAGGUGCAGGAGAAGACUCAUGUGCGGGUGGUGUUCCUGGGAGCAGCUGGAGUGGGUAAAACUGCGCUGAUCCGUCGCUUUCUCCAGGACACUUUUGAGCCCAAACACCGGCGCACGGUGGAGGAGCUGCACAGCAGAGACUUUGACAUCAGCGGGGUCAAAGUGACGGUGGAGAUCCUGGACACCAGCGGCAGUUACGCGUUCCCGGCCAUGCGUAAACUGUCCAUCCAGAACAGCGACGCGUGCGCUCUGGUGUACGCCGUGGACGACCCGGAGUCUCUGGAGGCGGUCAAAAGUCUCCGGGAUGAGAUUCUGGAGAUCAAGGAGGAUAAGUACACUCCCAUUGUGGUGGUGGGCAACAAAGUGGACCGUGAGGACGCGCGCCGGGUGUGCGGGGACGAGGUUCUGUCCACGGUGGAGCUGGACUGGAACAGCAGCUACGUGGAGGCGUCGGCGAAGGAGAACGAGAACGUGCUGGAGGUUUUCAAAGAGCUGCUGCAGCAGGUGAACCUGCCCAGGCGUCUGAGUCCGGCCCUGAGGAGAAGAAGAGAGACGUUUCCCAAAGACACAGACUUCAGGCCGCCCAUGAACAAGACCAACAGCUGCGUCCUGUCCUAAUGUCCCAGAGAAGGAGCCGAGGAAGACUUUGGACAAGACUCUGGACAUGA